AUGGCUAAGAGGCCUAAGAAGAACAUCUUCAAGUCUUUUCGGCGACAGCCCUCCUCUACGCCUGAGCACAAGUCAAGACCUGCGAGCAAGGGAUUUCAUCGCCUCAUGUCGCUCCUGUGUCGGGGAGGUUCCUCGCCGUCCCUACAUAUGCCGAGGUCGACAAGCCCAUUCCGAAGACAGUUCAGUUCGCAGGCAGUGCACUCCCAAGCAGACUCGCUGCUCGAGCAUUCAGAUGUCCGCCUCCCAGCGGGCGCCUCCGAUUCCGACGCUCCCAGCUCAGGCGACCAACCUGCCGAUCCAGGCGAGGGCGUCGAACCCCCUGCAACGUAUGAGUCCCCCAGUAGGGCCAUGAUAGGCCUAGCUGUGUUCAAAAGCGCGCUGCAGAUCACGGAGAGGGCCGCCGACGUCUUUCCCCCUCUCAAGUCAGCCGUGGGAGGUCUGCUGGGAAUCCUCGACUUGGUCGAGACGGUUGUCGAUGUGCAUGAAAAGUUCAAGCGCAUCACAGAGAAAGUCUCCCUCGUGACGGAGGUGGUUGAGAUGUAUCGAUCUUUGGACUCAGGCCGUCAGGGCGAGAUGAUGAAGUACCUGGACAAGGUCGCGGACGAACUCAACGCAGUGGAGGAAAUCGUACAAAAGAAACAGGAUCGCAAGAUUAGCAAACGCAUAGUUCUUGCGCCAGCCGACGUCGACGAAGUUGAACGACAGUUCCGUGCUGUUGGGGAUGCCACGGACCUUUUCCUUUUGUUAGUCAACGUACGCCAGAUUGCGGCAUUGGAAGAGUUGCGUAGGCUUAAUCAGUCAUCGCAUGCAAACUCAGCCAGCCGGAUCCAGUUUGAUUACCUGGACAAGCUGUCUGGGAGUGAGUCGGCCCGCUACGAUGCGAUAGACAUCCCCUUCUGUACCACGGACACCCGCAUUCAGCUCCUCGAAGACGUCUUUACUUGGGCAGCAUGCAACGAGGGCGAGGAUGUACCGUCGAUCUUCUUCCUGAACGGAGUCGCGGGAUCUGGGAAGAGCACUAUUGCGAAGACGUUGUGCGCUUCGUGGAAUCACGCAGGCCGCCUGGGUGCUAGUUUUUUCUGCUCUCGCCGCAAGGCCGAGCAGCGGGAUGUGCGGUCCAUCUUUCGGACACUUGCGUACCUCCUAUCACUGUCUUCACCCUCAUUCGCGGAUGAGGUCGUCAAGGUGCUGCGAGAGAACCCGCUCGCUGCCAGUGCGAACAUCGAGGAGCAGUUUCGUCUUCUGAUCUCCGAUCCAGCGACUGCCGCGUUCACUGCAGUGGGUCCAGUGCCAGUUGUCGUCGUGGAUGGUCUUGAUGAAUGCGAUGACGCGGAUGCGACAGAAAACCUGCUGAAGGUCAUCGUAAAACACGGACGCCAGCUGCCUCUCAAGUUCUUCAUAACUAGCCGGCCCGAGCAUCACAUCAGGACCAUGUUCAGGCAGCCAGGCUCGCGACAUCUACGGCUGCGUGACAUCGAGCGCGAUAUUGUUGACGAAGACAUCCGUAUAUCUCUGACGGCAGAACUGUCCGAUUUUGAAGAUGUUCAGUUGUCUCCCGAGGACAUCAAGAUUCUUGUGGACCGCUCGCAGGGUCUGUUCAUCUAUGCGGCCACGGCAUGCAAAUACAUCAAAGCGCGUGACGUACCAGAGCCUCCGCAGGAGCGGCUACGUGAACUGGUUGCUCCGCAUGCAGAUCAUCCCCCCACUGGUAUUGAUGAAAUGUACGACUACAUCCUUGGCCAAGCUCUUCAGCGCUUGAAUGGCGACCAGUCGACGAGGGUUCUGCGGUGCUUACACGCAGUCGUCUGCGCGCGCAAUCCCCUCUCUGUCCCCGAAUUAGCGCACUUGCUAUGCCUCACCCCUGACCAGGUCCGCUAUGCACUCGUCGCUUUGCAUUCCGUGAUCAACGUCCCCGACCAUGACGAGGAACACGGUCUCCUGACAACAUACCAUGCUUCCUUCCCAGACUAUCUCACUACACGGACGCGGUCUGGAUCAAAGCGAUGGGCGGCAGACACUGGAGCGACACAUCGCGACCUUUUCCUCGGGUGUAACAAGAUCAUGGAGACUGGCCUGUUCUUCAACGUGUCGGGGUGUAGCACAUCGUACGCCAGCAAUGCAAAGCAGCCGUCGCGUCGAGAGCUCCCUUCGUAUCUCGUUUACGCGUGUCGAUUCUGGAUCGAACACCUGACCAUGUCGUCCGUCUCGGAGGAACGAGCGACUCAGGAUGUCUUGGCUUUCUUCGAAAACAAGUUCCUAUACUGGCUGGAGGUGUUGAGUGUUUGUAACUACACAAAUGUAGCGUCUUCACUGAUCAUGAGGCUGGAGGUCUGGCUUCGGGAACAGCAAACCAGACAAAACACGGAAAACGCGGACGUGUCACGAUGUCUGCGGCUUCUGCUGGACGCGAAUGACUUCCUCAUUCGCUUUGGGAUGCCGAUUCACGACAGUGCACCACAUAUAUACAUCUCGGCUCUUGCGUUCACACCUCCAAAGUCGCAGAUCAGCCAGGUAUAUCUCGCUCUACUGGAGCGUCGAUUGAAGGUGGAUACUGCGGAACGGCUCACACCAUUACCCCUCCUGGAGAUACACGAGCAUCGCCGCUGGACAUCACAGUUACCACAUUGGCGAGCGCUAGCCUUCUCAGCUGACAGCAGCUACAUCCUGUCUGCUGCAGAUGACAACCUCUGCCGCUGGGAUGCAAGGACAGGGGAGUCAAUUGGCCAGCCGCAGCAGGGACCUGACAUUCCGCAUUCUCGCCUCGCGCUCUCACCGGACGGAUCUCGCGCUGUAUCCUGGUCCGAGAGUACUGGCUGUGUCUGGGACACUACAUUGGAUCACCCCAUUGGACGGUCGCUCAAAGUACCUACGGAUGCCACAUCCGUAAGCUUGGUUGUGUUCUCGCCCGAUGGCAAGUGCGUCGCCGCAGCCGGUAUCACAAUGGCGGAAGGCCGUGACUCGGUCAUUUGUAAAUGGGACGCAGCCACGGGUGACCCCAUCGGCCAACCGCUUGAACUGGCAGGAUCGGCGCUCAAAGGCUGGCUUUCAUUGAUUGCAUUCGCGCCCGAUUACAAGCGCAUCGCUGCGACAUAUCCCCGUGACAAUCUUGGCCUUGGAAAGUUGACCUUGUGGGACGCAGAGACUGGCGCUGCAAUUGUAGAAGAAUUCGCAGACGUGAAUUCAGCCGUCUUCUCACCAGACAGCGCAUUCGUUGUGUACGGGGAACUCGGGGGUGCUAUCCAUGCCAGGGACGCGGAGACUGGUGAUGCAAUCGGACAGCCGCUCAAUGGACACACAAUGACAGUAUGCUCGCUCGCAUUCUCGCCGGAUGGCAAGUUCGUUGCGUCCGGGUCGGCUGAUACCACGGUUCGCGUCUGGUCGUUCGAGCAUGGCAGACUUGGUGUUCAUCGGGUGCUGAAGGGACAUACAAGCUCGACCGAAUCGGUCGUCUUCUCGCCGGAUGGUCACCUCCUUGCAUCCACCUCGGAUGACGGGGACAUCUGUAUCUGGGAUGUAGCCCAGACUACUACAGGGGACGCAGUUUCAAUUGGCGAGCCGCCCGGGCACACUGACGCAGUGGGGUCGGUCGCAUUCUCGCCGGACGGCAGACAGGUUGCAUCUGCAUCGUGCGACGGAACUGUUCGUGUCUGGGAUGCAGAUACGGGCGCUGCAGUCGGAGAGCCGCUGCUGGGACGAGGUCAUGAAUGUGGUCACUGGCCAAAGGCCAUCGCAUUCUUGGUGGACGACAACAAGAUAAAUCUUGUGUCUUAUUCAACUUGCCCCGACUCGGCCUCGGAGGACGACGACGAUGACGAUCAUCGUGGCCCUGCAAUCAACGUGUGGGACGUGGAGGCGGCGAGCAACCCUGGUGAAUGGUCACCCAAUGGAUACUGGGAAAAGUAUGGUAUGUGGGAAUUCGCGCUCUCGCCGGACGGCAAGCGAGUCGCACUUCAGUUUGGGUGGGAGAAGUUGGAGAUUGUCGAAUCGGCGACGGGCGCCCACAUCGUGGACAUCGACAUGUCAUCCCAAGACACGUUGAAAUCCACCACGUUCUCGCUGGAUGGCAGGCUCGUUGCAGCCUCCUUCUACGAUGACACCAUUCAGGUUUGGGAGACAGACACUGGUACCCGUGUUGGGCCGCUGCUCAAGGUAGACAAACGGGGUGGGGAUUGCAUCGCGUUGUCGCCCGAUGGCAAGCUCCUUGCGUAUAGCUCCGAUUAUUCGGUGCGUGUUCGCAUUUGGAAUACCCAUAUCGAGCAGUCAUGCAUGGACCACACACACACGGUGACGUCACUCGCGUUCUCGCCCGACGGAAAGCACCUCGCGUCCGCGUUUUAUGACGGAACGGUUCGCGUCUGGGAUGCUCAGACAGGUGCUCUGGUCCUACCGCCUCUCACAGGACACACGGAUACGGUGUGGUCAGUCGCAUUCUCGCCAGACGCUCAGCACAUCGCAACUGGUUCAGGGGACAAGACUGUCCGUAUCUGGGACGUGACCGUCGGGGCAUCGCAUGCACCCAAGAUCGUAACGGGAUCCGAUUCACCCUCCCUUGUCGAUCUCUGGGAGUCGCAUGUUGCGGAGUUCGAUAGGGGGUACGACGGAUGGAUCGUCGGCCCUCAUGAAGAGCUCUUUCUUUGGAUUCCCCCAGGAUAUCGCACUGGCUUGUUGUGGCCUCGCAUGACUGCAGUCAUAGGCGUACAUCCCGUUCGUCUCGACCUCCGCCAGUUCGCGCAUGGCUCGACAUGGACAGAGUGUUGGGGCUCGGCGUAA
Molecule: messenger RNA, 4770 nt
Organism: Rhodofomes roseus
Lineage: Eukaryota; Fungi; Basidiomycota; Agaricomycetes; Polyporales; Fomitopsidaceae
Exons: 6
Coding region: 1-4770 (1589 amino acids)
Molecular function (GO): protein binding
Source: RefSeq, a predicted model, not a curated record